AUGCGCCCUUGCCCCUCCAAGCACGGCCGUUCCCCUGGGGGUACUGGCAAGGGGGCAGGCAGCGAGCACGCGGGACUGGCCGGCUGGUUUGGUCGGCUUCGGGGGAGCGCCUCUCCGGCCUUUCGGCACGUUAAUCCCACACUGGGGCCCAAUGGCUGGCAGGCAGGCAUGGCCGGCGCGGGGGCCAGGGGAGGACUGGCCAUCCGCGCCAACAGCGACGGAAGAGAGAGCAAACCCUCCACGUCUUCAGGGAACGUCCGGACGCGGACCUGCGUCCCUCCAGGUCCGGCGAACUCCCCAGGGCGGAAUCGUUGGCGCGAGGGGCAGCAGCAGCAGCAGCCACACGUGCCGCCACAGCCCGCCGCCGCCGCCCCCGAACCUCCGGCACGGUCGAGGAUAAAGGCCUCGCCGUUGGUGCUUUUGCGGAACCCGCCCGGCCCGGGGCCGCUGCUCGACCUCCUCAGCCCACUACUCGUCACCAGCCCGCCAGCGAGACCCGGUCCCCCCUUCCAAGAGGGAACAGGGAACAGGGAGGCAGGGAGGGAGAGAGGUAGGGAGAAAGGAGAGCGGCCGGAAAGGGGGGAACCAACACGGCGCGCUGUUUCGCCUCACUCUCAAGAGAUUCUCGUAGCGGCCUUCCCGGAGAACGGGCGGGGGCUGCUGUUGAGCACACCCGCAGCCGUCCGUACUGUGUCCCGGGAGGCAAUGUCACGACACUCGAGGGAAGGUGGCAGCCGUCCUUCGAAGAAGGCACAGGGCCGCCGCAAUCCAGUCAGUACUCCUGGAGACCGUGCACCAACGUCCCCCGCGGCCAGGGGUCCUGCCACGGCCGAGCCGCCUGCUUUGCCCCCCAACCGUUCCCUGGGGGUACUGGCAAGGGGGCAGGCAGCGAGCACGCGGGACUGGCCGGCUGGUUUGGUCGGCUUCGGGGGAGCGCCUCUCCGGCCUUUCGGCACGUUAAUCCCACACUGGGGCCCAAUGGCUGGCAGGCAGGCAUGGCCGGCGCGGGGCCAGGGGGAGGACUGGCCAUCCGCGCCAACAGCGACGGAAGAGAGAGCAACCCUCCACGUCUUCAGGAACGUCGGGACCUGCGUCCCUCCAGGUCCGGCGAACUCCCCAGGGCGGAAUCGUUGGCGCGAGGGGCAGCAGCAGCAGCAGCCACACGUGCCGCCACAGCCGCCGCCGCCGCCGCCCCCGAACCUCCGCACGGUCGAGGAUAAAGGCAGCCGUCCGUACUGUGGUCCCGGGGCAAUGUCACGACACUCGAGGGAAGUGGCAGCCGUCCUUCGAAGAAGGCACAGGGCCGCCGCAAUGUGCGUUCGACACGUCGAUGGAAUCACGGAGAAUUGCGAUAGCCACCAAAACUUCGCUUCUUGCCGCGGUCUUCCCACGAGCCAAGUGAUCCCCCGUUAA
Penaeus vannamei (Pacific white shrimp) is the source of this 1413-nucleotide messenger RNA. The record is from RefSeq and is a predicted model, not a curated record. Lineage: Eukaryota; Metazoa; Arthropoda; Malacostraca; Decapoda; Penaeidae.